This is a messenger RNA of Lasiodiplodia theobromae, 2403 nucleotides long. RefSeq names its product U2 snRNP-associated SURP motif-containing protein. Gene Ontology annotation, molecular function: RNA binding. Bases 1 to 2403 code for a protein of 800 amino acids. Lineage: Eukaryota; Fungi; Ascomycota; Dothideomycetes; Botryosphaeriales; Botryosphaeriaceae. Gene Ontology annotation, cellular component: nucleus. The record is from RefSeq and is a predicted model, not a curated record. The transcript has a single exon. Gene Ontology annotation, biological process: RNA processing.
AUGGAUAAGCCUUCUGGAGCGAAGGAUUUCUUCGACAUCUCCGACAAGUUGAGCGCCCCGGCCAAGAAAUCAUUGCGCGAGAGACAGAAGGAAGAAGCGGAAGCAAAGCGCAAGCGUGAGGAGGAGGAGGCUAAGAUAGCUCUCAAAGACUUUCAAAAGUCUCUCGGAGUCGACGAGGAUGAUGACAAUGAUGGAAAACCGACCGAUUCAGGUCCUACACGGAUUGGUUCUGGCAGACAUUUCACGCCAAGAGGUCCUAGGGCCAAUAGUGGUCCAGGAAGUCUAGGGCCUCCACCACCAUCUCUGUCCAGGAAGAGAGCACUAGAUGGCUCACACAAGGACAGAGAACAUGGUCUGCUUGCCUACAGCAACUCUGGGCCUCUCGAUGCAGCAACUGCAUUCCGAGACUCAGACGAUGAGGAUGACCGCCCUACAAGCUCAAAGGCAGCGGAGAAGGCAGUCCCCAAACCCACUAUGCGCCUGUCGUCGUUACCGCCUAGCAUCACAGCUGCGGAGAUCAAAGCCAUGAUACCCUCGGCGCUUACUGUGGAAGCUGUGAACAUCAGCAAGAAUCUUGACUCCAGAUCCAAUGACCGGAAAUCGACGACUGCAAUAGUUACGCUCGCGCAGAACACUCCGGCAAAAGAUAUCGACUCCGUCGUGAACGCAUUGGAAAAGCGCUACUUAGGGUUCGGCUUCAAUCUCUCCAUCUCACGACAUUUGUCAUCAGUAUCGCUGGACGCGCCUGCGCCGGGGCUUGCCAAUGUGGUCCCUUCAUCUCUACCCUUCGGCGCAAAGUCCAUCCCAGGAGCCCCAGGUCAAUCCAUGAGCCGUGCCCCCCCUCCACCUUCACUUCGUGGCAACCAGCAGUUUCAUCCACCCUAUGGUUCCACUCAAUCUCAUUUCGGAAGGGCUUCGGUGCCGACUCAGGUCACAGUUAAGCCACCUUCAGAUAUAAAGCAACUCAAGCUUAUCAACAAGACUAUCGAAUCUCUAUUGAAGAACGGCCCUGAGUUUGAGGCAUUGCUCAUGAGCCGACCAGAGGUCCAGAGAGAGCAGAAGUGGGAAUGGCUGUGGAAUGCGCGCUCUCCCGCCGGUGUCUGGUAUCGCUGGAAACUUUGGCAAACCAUCACUGGGGAGGAGACGAUACCAGAUGCGCGUAGUCGUUUCAGGGCUUUAGAGCAAAGAAUCUUCUAUGAUAGUGCUCCUUGGAUUGCUCCAGACCAGCCCUUGCCAUUCGAGUUCACCACGAAGUUUGAGGAGUUUGCAUCAGAUCCCGAGUACGAUUCCUCAGAUGAAGAGGCAUCAGAUGAUGAUGGCCCUCGACGUCCGCAGCACGUCUCUGGAGGCCCGCCCGAGGCUGGAAUGGAUACCGACGACGCACUCAAGUCGUAUCUGAACCCUUUGAAGAAGUCUAAACUCACCCACUUAUUAGCUCGCUUACCAACAACGACAGCCCGUCUUCGCAGGGGCGACGUGGCCCGGGUUUCCUCGUUUGCUAUCAGCCAUGCCGACAAGGGUGCCGAUGAAAUUGUCAAUAUGCUUGUCACGAACAUUCAAAAGCCCUUCUCAUUGACCAGUGCAAACCCGGACCGUCAGAAACAGGAGGAUGAGGCAGAGCAAGAAGAAAAUGGGGAGAAGAAGGCUGAAAAGGAGGACCCGUCAUCAGCAAAGCUCAUUGGCUUAUACAUCAUUUCGGACAUCUUCGCGUCUUGUGGCACAUGUGGAGUACGUCAAGCCUGGCGCUACCGGGAGUGGUUCGAAGCAGCGUUCAAGAAGCGCAAGCUAUUCGAGCACUUGGGCCGGCUUGAGAAGGAUCUGCAGUGGGGUCGGUUGCGAGCAGAGAAGUGGAAGCGGAGUAUAAACAAUAUCCUUUCGAUGUGGGACGGUGGCAAUGUCUUCUCACCUGCAGCACAGGCACACUUUGUGGAGGUAUUCAACAAUCCACCAAUGACAGAAGCAGAAACGCAAGCGGCCGAGAAGGCAGAGCGAGAGGCUACCAAAGCUGCGGCAAAAUCAAAAUGGAAGCCGGUUGAAGUGCAGGCAGAAAUUAGGCAGGAAGAACAGAAGGACUCUCCAGCUCCUGCUGGCGUGGACAGCAAGGAAGACGAUGUCGAUGGCGAACCUAUGGCGGAGGACAUUGAUGGCGAGCCGAUGGGAAAUGGGGAUGUCGAUGGCGAGCCGAUGGACGAGGAUGUGGACGGUGAGCCUAUGGAGGGCAUUAAGAGCGACAAGGCGGACGCUGACGUGGACGGUGAGCCUAUGAAGGAGGGAAGUUCAGGUCAGGCGCCCACGGGUGAGGCAACAGGCACAUACGACGGUGCCGGUGAGACGGAGGCGGCAAGGGCUCGUAGGCGGCGCCCGAAGGCGGAGGACAUGUUUGCGGACUCAGAAGACGAGUAG